CCGUUGUGACUCUUCAUCUCUUCCGGUGUGUCUGAACCUCAGCGCUGCGGCAGGAGUCCGUAACCGGAAUCAGUAUGUUAAUUAUCAGCAACAGGAUUAAAUUAUGCUCGCUCGCGUUCACCGCCGCGCGCAUGUACGCCACCGGAGCUCAAGCCAACAACAACCCGGUGGUGUUCUUCGACAUCGCGGCGGAUAACGAGCCGCUCGGUCGAGUCACCUUCGAACUGAACGCGGAUGUUGUGCCCAAAACAGCAGAGAAUUUCAGAGCUCUGUGCACAGGAGAACAUGGCUUCGGAUACAAGGGCUCCAUCUUCCACAGGGUGAUCCCACAGUUCAUGUGUCAGGGAGGAGAUUUUACCAACCACAACGGAACCGGAGGAAAAUCCAUCUACGGUCCGAGAUUUGCAGAUGAGAACUUCAGACUGAAACACACCGGACCAGGUAUUCUGUCCAUGGCGAACGCUGGUCCGAACACGAACGGCUCCCAGUUCUUCAUCUGCACAGUCAAAACAGAGUGGCUGGACGGGAGACACGUGGUGUUCGGCAGCGUUAAAGACGGGAUCGAUGUGGUGAGGAAGGUGGAGGCGCUGGGAUCUCGCUCGGGAAGAACCGCCAAGAGAAUUAGCAUCAGCGACUGUGGAGAACUCAAGUAGAUUCACGAGUCACUGAGUCACUUCACCGAGUCGCUUUCUACUGAUUCAUCGACUACUAAAUGUUCAGAAGGGCCAAAAGCUCCAUAAUGUGAAAUCUAGACGUGUGUUUACUCGCUCUCCUGUUGAUCCAAAGCUGUGUGAUGUUUAAUUCUUAUCUAGAACACAAAAGGAGAAUCCUCGAUCAUAAAAUGACUCUUUAUACUGACUGAAAAGCACAAUUUCACAAUAAACUGACGUUGCACAGAAAAAGAGCUGUGGAAAGAUUCUCCAUUUGAAUUCUAGGGAAAAACAACAACAACAACAUCAUACGGUUUUAAGUCAGUUUUAAUGACAUUAGGGUGAGUAAAUGAUGUCAUAACUCUCAUUUUUGGGUUCUUUAUCCCUUUAAAGCAACAUCCACUGUGAAAAAGUCAUUUCAAACGUCAUUCUCAGGUAAUAUUGGUAAUGAAUAACUGUGUUUAAUCUGGACUGAGAACUCAGAAUCAUGGCCAGUGCUGCAGUGUUUAUCUGAGUUUGGGGUAAUAAAGCCGAGAGCAAUAAGAAA
Messenger RNA from Megalobrama amblycephala (Wuchang bream), 1197 nucleotides. RefSeq names its product peptidylprolyl isomerase Fb (gene ppifb). Gene Ontology annotation, cellular component: mitochondrion. The transcript is spliced from 6 exons. Gene Ontology annotation, molecular function: peptidyl-prolyl cis-trans isomerase activity. The record is from RefSeq and is a predicted model, not a curated record. Gene Ontology annotation, biological process: protein peptidyl-prolyl isomerization; regulation of mitochondrial membrane permeability involved in programmed necrotic cell death; protein folding. Bases 75 to 653 code for a protein of 192 amino acids. Lineage: Eukaryota; Metazoa; Chordata; Actinopteri; Cypriniformes; Xenocyprididae.